Petromyzon marinus (sea lamprey) is the source of this 4738-nucleotide messenger RNA. NCBI's taxonomy places the organism in Eukaryota, Metazoa, Chordata, Hyperoartia, Petromyzontiformes, Petromyzontidae. The record is from RefSeq and is a predicted model, not a curated record.
CAUCAGCAGCAGCAACAACAUCAGCACCAUCAAGAUCAUCAUCAGCAGCACCAUCAACAUCAUCAUCAUCAGCAGCAGCGGCACCAUCAAGAUCAAGCUCAGGACCAGCACCGCUCCCUCCUGGCUCCACGAUGCGCCUCCUCCUCCUCCACCUGGUCCAGGUGGUCCACCUCUUCACCCCCCACCUCGUCACCCACCUCGUCACCCACCACCUCGUGACCCAGCCCGUGGCGGCGGGCUCGUCUCCCCGCCUGGCCCCCCUCACCGGGCCUGCUCGAGCCGCGGCCCCGUCGCCCCCCGCCAUGGAGCCGGUCUACUGGCACUCUGCUAAUCCUAGGUUCCAAGGGGGCCAGGGCCUGGUGCUGUACCCCCAGAUCGGGGAUAAGCUCGACAUCAUUUGCCCCCACGAGUUCCGCCCGGCGGGGGCCCAGGGGGCGGCCCCCUACGAGUACCACCGCCUCUACGUGGUGAGCAGGGAGCAGGCGGACAGGUGCGACACAGUGCAGCGGCCUCGCGUCCUGCUGACCUGCGAGCGUCCAGACGCCGACCUUCGCUACACGCUCAAGUUCCAGGAAGUGUCGCCAAACUUUUUGGGCCUUGAGUUCCGUCGUCAUCGUGACUACUACAUCACCUCCACCUCCAACGGGACGCUGGAAGGCCUAGAGAAUCAGCGGGGAGGAGUUUGCCGAUCUCACGCCAUGAGGAUCCUACUCAGGGUCGGUCAAGACCCCCGAGCCCCCGCCCACGUGACGUCUGUGACCCGGCGACCCACCCCCGGCUCCGGCUCGUCACGUGAGCCCGUGGUGAUCGUGGUGCCGCCCCCACCCCACGGAGGCGGUGGGGGGGCGCCGCCCCCUACCAACCGCCCAGGGGUGUCGGACCCCCGCAGCGGCGUGGGGGAGGGGCCGGGGCCGGGGCCGGGGGGAGAGACGUUGCUCGGCUCUGACGUGGCGCUCAUUGUGGGCGUGGCCAGCGGCUGCCUCAUCUUCCUCCUCCUCGCCCUCUUCCUCCUCCUCUUCCUGCUGCGCCAGAGGCGACGCAGCAACCACCACCACCACAACCACCACCACGGCAACAACAACCACAACAACAGCAACCACGCCCCGCUGCGCCACCCUGGGCCCUACUCGCUCACCACGCUCGCCAAUGCCCGGCGGGCCGUGUCUCUGUCGGCCGGCGGCGGCGGCGGCGGCCCGCGUCGGCGGUGCUGGCGGCCGCGGCCGGGGGGGGGCGCCGGAGGGCUCGUCGCGGGGGGCCCAGGUGCCCCCCACUACGAGAAGGUGAGCGGCGACUACGGCCACCCCAUCUACAUCGUGCAGGGCCCCGACCGCAGCCCCUCCAACGUCUACUACAAGGUGUGAGAGGCGGUGGACGUGGCGGCGGAGGCGACGGGGAGGGGAGGAGGCGGAGGAGGAGGAGGCCUUCAUCUAGCAGUGGAUAGACCCUGGCCGACGAUGUUGGUGGAGGCUAUGGGAGGCCUUUGCCGAGCAAUGGAUAGACUCUGCCUGAUGGUGGUGGCUUAUGGGAGGCCAUCAUCAUCCGGCAGUGGAGAGGCCCUGGAAGAUGGUGGUGGUGGCGGCGACCGCGGUCAUGGUGGAGGCUAGCGGGGGGCGGGGGGGGGAAGAGGUGGUGGGCGACGAUGGACGUGGGAGGGACGCGUUGCUUGAGAUGCAGCAGACGACGAUGACGACGAUGAUGAUGAUGAUGAUGAAGAAGAUGAUGCUAAGGAUGUCGGCGGUUGAGGAUGGAGUCGAAGAGAAGAGGGUGGAGUGACGGGUGGGAGAUGCGACAGCGUUGGACCCCUGUGUCGGGAUGAGAUCUGGUCAGUUGUGGGGUUCUGGCCCCGGUGUUCUCCCGGGUCCCAGGUGGAACCGGAGUGGAUUCCCGUCUGGUCUCCGGACGGGCCAAGGGGUCGCAACGCGUCGACGAUCCCCCCCCCCCCCAACCAACCCUGAUCUCCCCGACUCGGUAGCACCCAGAGCUCGCAUUGUGCCAACGAAGGGGACCGUGGGUUUUGGCGGGGCCACAGAGACGAAGACACGCACACACGCACGCACGCACGCACGCACGGGAGCCUACGCACACGAUUUGAUGCUGAGUCUGGGUGGCGGGGUGGUGGGUGGGUGUUUGGUGUGUCGUGUGUGGAUUGUCCUACGCCAUGAAGACUCCAAGAAAGAAAAAAAAAACGACGGUCUAUCGUUCUGGAGGGUGACCUGCGAUUCGUUUCUAGGAACCCGUUUUCCUAACUGGUUUCGAGGAGGGGGUAGGGAGGAACCCUCCUUGGGCCCCAAAGUAUCUCGUAGGGACCAAAGCCCCCCCCCCCCCUCCCUCCCUCCUCGGGAUGUGGGAAGGGGAGGGGGCGGUUAACGGAACAGAACCUGAGGCCAGCUCAAGAAGUUUUAGUCUGGUGGACCAAAAACGGUGCGUUUUGAUGGUUUGUUUAUUAUUUUUAAACCGACGGAGACUUUGUUACAAACUGGCGUGGGUGUGGGUGGGGUAAGGGUAGUGGGUAGGGGGGUGAUGUUUGUGCCAAAGAUCCACCCACCGUGUGGCCUGUAACAGGUUGUCAGGGCAAGUGUUGUUAGUGAGUAGGCCGGCACGGUGCACGAUGGAGUGGGUGGCCAACACCACACCUUGGUCUCCCCCGAGUGGCGAUGUUUACUCUACACAUUGCCCCAGGUGCUCAUUUGAGGCCGAGUUUGACCGAGGGGGGGAGGGAAGGCUCCAUAACUGAUUCAGAUUGAAUUAUCACCAAGUGUUUGCGCCGGCCGUGAGCGGAGAAUCGAACUCGGGUCUCGCUGGGCUCGUGGCACAAACGUGCAGCGUUAACCGCGUCGACACCGCCACUCUCCCCAUCGCUGCCACCACCACCCCCAGCACCACCACCGACACGGCCAGCACCGACAUUGCCAGCACCGACACUGCCACCGCCACGGUGAUGUCGGGGGGGGCCUUUGUGCGUUGCGGUUUUGUGGUUUAUUGUUUGCGUAUUUUUUUUUCUGUAAGCCGCCACCGCGGUUAAAGGUGGACGCUGCGUGGUGGCGGUCGUGGGCGGUGGUGGUAGCCAGUGGGCGGUGGUGGUAGCCAGUGGUCGUGGCUGCAAUAGUGGUGGCGGCAGCGAUUAUGGUAGUGCCAGUAGCGGUGGUGGUGGUUGGGGUUUAUGAUGCACUUCCCCCCCCCCCCCCCACCCCUUACUGACGGUCGCGUGCCCGGACGAGCCCCCAGUGAACGUUGUUCUGACCACCGCAUUGCCCUCCAUCCCCCCCCCCCCCCCCCCAUGCCGAAUAUAUUUAUUUUACUCUGCGAUGUCGAUAACGCCGACGAUGAUGAUUCUCGUUUUGAUUUGGUUCCUGAUGAUUUAUAAUAUUAAUUGUCGUCGUGUGUUCUCGCGCCGUUUAUAUAUAUCUAUGUUUGUUAAUAUCGUUACGUUGUAUGGAGAGGCGCGCGAGGGGGGCAUUUUGGAAGACUUUUUUUAUUGGGGCGCCGAGGUUUUUGACCCCUCGCACCUGCCCAUUUAUUUUCUUGCAGCUUUAUUUUAUUUUAUCACUCGAUUUUAUGUUACAAUUUUUCUCACUUUAGCACAAAUACUGGAAGCUUUGUAAAAUACGUCUUCGCUUCCGUACCCACGAGUGCCAUGACAAGAUUACGAAACGGUGGACAGGAGCAACGUGAGUGAGAAGUGACGGGCACCUAACGUUGGCUCAAUGUUAAAGACGUCGUCCAGGGCCAGCUUCGGUCCCGACCCGCAUCGGGCGCGUGAUUGGACGCUCCUGGUCCAAUCGGGUUGGGUCCAAUCGAAAGCUUCGGUUAAACCCGGGUCCGGCGCGUGAUUGGAUAAUUUUUGGUCCAAUCAAAAGCUCUCUCCGGUCCAACCCCGGGUCCGGCGCGUGAUUGGAUGUUUUUGGUCCAAUCAAAAGCUCUCUCCGGUCCAACCCCGGGUCCGGCGCGUGAUUGGAUAUUUUUGGUCCAAUCAAAAGCUCUCUCCGGUCCAACCCCGGCACCGGCGCGUGAUUGGACCAAUGUCCAAUCGCGCCCUGGACCCUGGGUUUGAUUUCCCCGUCCCCCAGGUCGACUCGGCCUGAAAUGAGCACCUGGCACGGUGUUGUAAAAAUGUCAGCACUGGGGGGAGACAAAGGCGGCCGGGCGUGGUAGCUUGGCCACCGACGGUCUGCUAAUGCUAUACGGAGCGGAGGGGAAAUUUGUCCUUUGUUUCUAGUUUGGGCCGGGAAAAAAACCACUGGAACUUUUAUACGGAAAAAGGAAACUUCCCUUUGAAGGUCUAGAAGCUCAAGCGAUGGCAAUAUUAUUAUAGGAGUAAAGUUACACUAAUACCUAGUAUUAUAAUAAUGCUACGUAUUACUACCGUGCUGUUGCGUAUCACUAUGCUACAAUACGUGUAACCGUUAUUGUAAAAUAUUGUUUUAAUAACGGUUAUGAUAACGCUAUUGGUAUACUAUUAUGAUAGUAUGCCAAUGACAUUGUUAUAUAAUGUUAUGAUGAUGAUGAUGUUUGUCGCAGGCAGUGGUGUUGGGGAGGUUGUGGGGGUCGCGGGUCAGAGCCCCCCCCUCCCCCAUCUCUAGGUCGUGCCACUGCUGGAUGAGACCCUCCCACUGGCGUCUCUACCUCCCCCCCCCCCCCUUCUGUGAGGUGUAAGGAGGUGUAAGGAAGGAUAUCUGUCGAUCUUUUUUUGGACGUCGCUCGUUUUGUAAAGGAAAGAAUAAAAGGGAAGUGAAACUUC